UCACAUUACUGUAAAGCUACGUCUUGGUGCUUAUCUUGGUGAGAGCUGAGUUCAAAUCAGCAUUAAGUUUUAACCUCUACUCUCAUGUCAUGGAAAUCUUCAUGGUGGCGCAGGUCUCAGCAAGAGAUUGAGUAGGAAAAUUGAUGUAGUUGAGAUGAUGCUGUUGCUUGAAGCUGGAAAAGGGUAACGGAUUGCCUCAAUAACUCGACUCGAUGAUACCAGGUAUAAAUGCGAGACCAUGUCCGAAUGUGAGCUACUGAUGUGGGCUUCCAGAACCAGGAACCUAGACCCCCAACGACUUCUCUUUGGGGGAACCGGUGGACUUCGGGCUCUGUUUUGACAGCAAGACACCCCUGUCAGAGUCAUCGUUUUGGCCAAGCAAGAGUUUUCUAGUUUCUUCUUUCUCUCCCCGUAAUGAAGUCGCUCUGGAUUCAUCUUGUCCUGCUAGUGUAUUCCAUCAGGAAUGCUGCAUCUCAACUGGACGACCUGCCAAAGCCCAGACUCACCCUGGAGCCUCCAUUCCCAGAGAGAUUCACCGGGGAUCCAGUCACUCUGAACUGUGGGUGGGGUCCUCCUGGUCCUUCUGGUCCUCCUGGUGCCAUUGGUACCCAGGGUUACCCAGGUCUUCCUGGUCUUUCUGGUCCUCCUGGUCCUCCUGAUCCCGCUGCUCCUCCUGGUCCCCCUGGUCCUCCUGGUCCUCCUGGUCCCCCUGGUUUUCCUGGUCCCCCUGGUCCCCCUGGUCCUCCUGGUCCUCCUGGUUUUCUUGAUUCUGCUGGUCCCCGUGGUCCUCCUGGUGCUCGUGGUAAUUCAGGAUUUCAAGGUCCCCCUGGUCUCCCUGGUCUUCCUGGUCAUUUUGGUCCCCCUGGUCCCCCUGGUCCCCCUGGUCUCCCUGGUCCCCCUGGUCCCCCUGGUCUCCCUGGUCUCCCUGGUCCUCCUGGUCCCCCUGGCCCCCCUGGUCAUCCUCAUCCUGCUGAUAAUCCUAGUCUUCCUGGUGCUUCUGGUCCCCCUGGUUUCCGUGGUCUGCCUGGUCUCCCUGGUGUCCCUGGUUUCCCUGGUCUUCCUGGUCUCCAAGGUCGCCCUGGUCCUCCUGGUCUCCCUGGUCCCCCUGGUCUUCCUGGUUAUCCUGGUCUUCCUGGUCCUCCUGGGCCUCCUGGGCCCCCUGGUCCUCCUGACAUGAACUUUCUCUGGUACAAAGACAGGGAGGACUCUCCAGUGCUGCAGACUGCUGGCCGCAAUGUAACUGAUGACAGCUACACAAUCUCUGCAGCAGCUGGGUCUGAUCAGGGCCAGUACUGGUGUCGGGUACAAAGAGGAGAUCCAGCACGCCACUCACAGCUCAGCGAUCCUGUGAGACUAAACAUCACUGAGCUGUUCUCCAGGGUGACUCUGACGGCAUCUCCAGGAGCCACAGUGGAGGAGGGAGAGGCUCUUAACCUGACCUGUGAGGCAGCAGUGAACAAACUCCCCCGCCCUCAACUCCACUACAGCAUCCUGAGAGACGGAGAGCCUGUGACUAACAGCACUGACUCUGCACUGUACAGCACAGCCAGCACUGAGAAGAGCCACACUGGGAGCUACACGUGUGCUGUGGAGUCACAGGGAGUGAGGAAGAGCAGUACAGACUUACUGAUCACAGUGGAAUCGUCCUGGCAGAGAGAUCUUUCUGCUGCCUAUAGAGUCAGCUUCACUCUCCUUAUGUUCACUUGGUUGACCCUGCUGUUCCUCCAGUAUUUCAGGAUGCAAGGUUCCCUGUGUUUUGCUGGUGCUGAGGCAAGGAAAACCCUGGAUCAGGAUCAAAACCAGGAUCAGGAGCCAGCAAGGGCAAUUGAGCUCACCAGCCGUGUGCUUUAGCCUGGAUUCAACCAGAAUAGCGUUGCACUGUCCUGAUGAAGACUGGUCUGAUUUGAAGAGCUUUAUUCUUUAGUGUUUCCUGUUAAAAUUUUCCAUAUUAAAUAGCUAGCUGAGGUUGCCUGCUUUAUAACAGUGGCCUCUAUUCGUCAAUUCCUCAAAAACUCCCUCUUCUAAAUGGAUUUAGAAUGACUGGAGCACUGUUUCUGAAUCAUCAGUGUUUCAGUUUCCUGUUAACUGUGUGAUGUCAUUCCGCACAGUGUGAUGUCAUUUCAUACCAGAAUGCGACUGUUUUUCACCUUCAAUGAAUUGAAUGCCUCUUCUACCACACGUUCACCUCGUCUGAAACAGUCCCUCAGCUCAAAUCCAAUGAUUCUUUAAAAAGCAGCACUGUGAUGAAUAGGAGCUGAUAGACUGUCUUUGGAGGGGUUGCAGUUCUGUUACUGUUAUUGAGGUUUUGGUCAGGAGGAUGGUGAAGAUUGUUUUGUGGUUUGGGUCGGUGGGCUGACCAGAGUUUUGUACUGGAACGCUCUUAUUGAAAGUGCUUGUGAUUCUUACCAGACACAUGACAUGUGCGCAGGCUGGGCUUGUAUUUACUAAAACUGGUAUUUUGAGUAUUUUCGUGUGUGACAAUAUUAUGUAGUUUCUGUUAAGCAUAGAAUAUUGUGAUAAGAUUUGCUUCAUAUUAAUGCAGCAUGAAAAUGUUCUGCAGACCUAUUCAUGUAAUUCACUGAUGUCUUAAUGGGGGUGUCUGUGUUGGACACUAGAGGGCAGUGCUGAGUCAAAGCCGUCCCACUAAUUCAUGAAUACCCUGAGGAAAUAUCCAUGAUCCUCUCAGAAUUCCACCCACCUGCCUACAGCUCAGUCAGAUGACAAUUUGAGUGCAAAUUUGCUUUAAUUGCAAAAAAUGUCAUUUUAAAUUCUUUAAAAAAAAAAAAAAAAAAAAAAAUUGUAUAACUUUUUUGCAAUCAUUUAGAGGAAAAAUAAAGUGGGUGAUGUUUGAAAAUAAAAUCAAUUUAAUUUA
Polyodon spathula (Mississippi paddlefish) is the source of this 2872-nucleotide messenger RNA. Its product is annotated as collagen alpha-1(III) chain-like. The transcript has 8 exons. The record is from RefSeq and is a predicted model, not a curated record. Gene Ontology annotation, molecular function: transmembrane signaling receptor activity. Bases 415 to 1851 code for a protein of 478 amino acids. Lineage: Eukaryota; Metazoa; Chordata; Actinopteri; Acipenseriformes; Polyodontidae. Gene Ontology annotation, cellular component: basement membrane. Gene Ontology annotation, biological process: cell surface receptor signaling pathway.